UAGGUUGUCAAGUAAAGGUCCGUACGACGUGACGUCACCACGCAAGAUUUUGUGACCAAUGAGAUCGCGGACCGAUCCUCUGAAGAUCCAGUGUGAGCAGAGUGUCCUCGGUACACUGCAAGCGGAGCGCGGAGAGGAACAACGGAGCUCGCACACACUCAUUCAUACACACUGCGCGCGUGCACAGACACACACACACAUACACACUGCACUGGGAGAAUCUUUCACAGUCACACACACGCACACGCGCGCGAGGAGACGUGCAGGGAGAAACGGAAGCAGAUCUGAGGUGCGGCUUUCACCGGAUGGAGAGUCUCUGUCGGUGUAAUCGGUGCUGAUUCGUGUAUCGCGGUUCCGGAGCAGAAAUCGCGCCUGGAGCUCGAGGAAACAUUUCCUUCAGCCUCUUUAAUAAAUCUGUGAUUUUUUAAAAAAAAGAUUUUUAUUGAUUGUUGCUCGGUACCGGGUGUGGACUGUCUGGAACUGAACCCGGAUUUUAUAACCGUGGCUUUUCUUUAACAAACGUCUAAUUUUGCGCACAGAGGAAUAGAGUCUCAGGUGUGUGUGUGAGGGAACAUGGAGGUGUUACUAUGACCUCGGACUUCACCACUGUCACUGCUGCCUCGGGUCACACACUCUAAACCUAUUUAUUCACAAUUUUGGGAUUUUUUUUUGGGUGGUUCUGUUUGAGAGCCAGUGAACUGAGAGAUUUUUUUAUUUUGGGUAAAUUCAGCCAUGAACUUUGUGGUUUAUUGGGCUCAGAUAUUCCUGGUAGCGCUGCUGAACGUCUCUGCUCUGAAGGCGGCUUACAUACCAAAGGAGGGAAAAAGUGAGAAUGAAGUGUUGGCGUUUAUGGAGGUGUACAGUAAGAGCAGGUGUAAUCCCAGGGAGAUGCUGGUGGAUGUCCAGCGCGAGUAUCCACACGACACACACGUCACCUACCUGCCGUCCUGCGUGGUGCUGCGGCGCUGUGGAGGCUGCUGUAAUGAUGAAGCACUCGAAUGUGUUCCUACACACACAAAGAACAUUACACUGGAGUUGUACAGAGUAAAACCAGGUGUAGGAGAGCACAAAACUCUGCUGAGCUUCACAGAACACACACACUGUGACUGCAGAGUAAAACCAGAAGUGAAAACAAAGAAAGAAUAUCGCUGUGAGCCCUGCUCAGAGAGGAAGAAGCACUGGUUUGUGCAGGAUUCUCUCACCUGUAGGUGCACCUGCACACUGACUCAGUUACAGUGCAGGUCCAGAAAGCUUGAGUUAAACGAGAGAGUUUGCAGAUGUGAUAAACCGAGAAGAUGACGAUGACGCUGGUCUCAGACACGCACUGAAUGAAGGAAUAUUUAAUCUCAGCACUUUGUCAACAACCUGUGGACCACACACACACACACACACACACACACACACACACACACACACACACACUGAGAGAGAUGAUGGAAACAGCAAUGGUGUGAUACUGCCCAGCUGUAUGUUUUAAUAAAUUAAUAUAUGAACCUAGUUAUAUCCAAGAGACAGAACGCUGUAAAGAAGACAUGACGAUGUGUAAUGCUGCUACGGAGACGAGUGGACGCUGCGCCUUGAGACAGACGGACAUAGAGCUGCUGUUUCACGGAUUUUAUUUAAACGUGAUGUGAUAGUCAGAGUGGGCGGGACUCUACUGGACUGAGACACACUCUGAUUGGACGACGGUGCAACCUUUGAGGAUACGACACUAUUGUUGUGUAAAUAUUAAAGGGAUUUUCAGCGUAGGUUUAUUUUAAUGUGAUUCCGGUUUUCACCAAGGACAUUUCAUCAUCAGAAAUCAUCCAAUAAUAAUAAUAAUAAUAAUAAUAAUAAUAAUAAUAAUAAUGGACUGUUCUAAGUAAAUCAGUGUAUUUUCCAAAGAGAACUGUUAGGAAGCACGUUAACAAUGUGUAACUCAUUCAUAUCCCGGUUUCUAGUACACUACAUCUAAUUUAUAAAGGUAGCUUCAGUAUUCUGUGUAUUUAAAUUGAUUUAUUUAUAUUCAGUGUUACGUUUUUGUUGCUGUUCAUUGCCUUGUGUUUUUUUUCUGUCAUCAUCUCCACCAAUCUGCCUGAUUUUAGUUUCUUUUCCCAAAAGAAAAAAAGAAAGAAACAAAGAAAGACUUCUCUGACAUUCCUGAACACUAAUGUAGAUCUGACAGAGAGGACAGUGAUGUUUCUCCGUAAAAUCCCUGGCGAAUCGUGAGGAUUGUACAUGUGACGUGAGCCUAGGCCUUUUGUUCAUCGAUGAUGAUGAUGAUGACGAUGAUGAUGACGAUGACGACGACGACGAUGAUGAUGAUGAAGAGGCGAUUUGUGACUUUUUCCCAGCAAAACCAUCAACAUUCUUCUAUUUGUAUUAAAACAGAUCUUUACAUGUCCAUUCUAUUUUCAUAAUAUAUUUAUUUGCGUGUUAAAGAUUUAAAUAAUAACUCUUUUUUGUUUUAGCUUAACAUUAAAUAUGUAUUUAUUUUUGAAAUUAUAUUGUUUUUUAAUAAAUCAAAAAAUCUAUCCGUGUCGCA
This is a messenger RNA of Hemibagrus wyckioides, 2524 nucleotides long. It is a transcript of the gene vegfaa, whose product is annotated as vascular endothelial growth factor Aa. NCBI's taxonomy places the organism in Eukaryota, Metazoa, Chordata, Actinopteri, Siluriformes, Bagridae. Gene Ontology annotation, biological process: sprouting angiogenesis; vascular endothelial growth factor receptor signaling pathway; positive regulation of protein phosphorylation. Bases 733 to 1299 code for a protein of 188 amino acids. The record is from RefSeq and is a predicted model, not a curated record. Gene Ontology annotation, cellular component: membrane. Gene Ontology annotation, molecular function: chemoattractant activity; vascular endothelial growth factor receptor 1 binding; heparin binding. The transcript is spliced from 7 exons.